AUUAACUCUAAUCAGUACUACCUGCUUAUUCUGUGUUUACUUCAUGUUCUGUUAGGUCUGGGCUUCCCGGUGAUCGUCAUUCCCUUGAUGGGGCUUCAGGAGAUGGACUCCCUUAAAAGAAGGAGAAGCCUGUCGGGUUCUGUGGCCCACCUGGCAACUCCAGCCAUCUCCUACAUCUACAACUGCUUGAGGAGCCAGGAACCUCUCCUGUGGGGCCAGUCCAUGCAGCAGGACGCAGAGAGCAUCAGUAAAACAGUGAGUGAGACAGACCGUGGAGCUGUCUCAGUGGCCGUUGAAGGAGUCUUAGAGCUUCUGGAGGCUUUUAAUAAAAGAUCAACACAGGUUCCAAAAGCCAUCUCUUGCCAUUUUGAUGAGCCUGCAAUGUCAAUCAGGAAGCCAAAUCUUCCUACAGAGGGAGAAUCCACCUGUGAUGUCGUCAUGAGUGAUGACGACAAGAACGAAGACUCUCACCAGGAAGCAUGGACUGUGUUUGAGAAGAUGUUUUCUCAUUUCUCGGAAGUGUUCAAAGCUCUGGGCUGUGACCCUCACACCAGUCACUGCGUUCAGCCAGAGGGAGGUCCUCCACCACCACAGGAAGUCUUGGCCUGUUUGCAAAAUCUGUCCAUCAUGCCAUCGUGUUGGGGGAGGGCUAUUAGCCAGGACAGCUCCCCGGAUGAUGGUUUUGGCCCAUAUCGGUCUGCUUACAGGAUGAUGGGAGGCUUCUCCUCGUCCACCCGGGACAAGGCUGGCGUGGUCCCGCUCUGA
Messenger RNA from Pundamilia nyererei, 765 nucleotides. NCBI's taxonomy places the organism in Eukaryota, Metazoa, Chordata, Actinopteri, Cichliformes, Cichlidae. The record is from RefSeq and is a predicted model, not a curated record.